Argiope bruennichi is the source of this 1984-nucleotide messenger RNA. RefSeq lists its product as uncharacterized. The record is from RefSeq and is a predicted model, not a curated record. The coding region runs from base 242 to 598 and encodes 118 amino acids. NCBI's taxonomy places the organism in Eukaryota, Metazoa, Arthropoda, Arachnida, Araneae, Araneidae. The transcript is spliced from 3 exons.
GUUCUGGCCGGUUUCUCUUUCCUCAUCAGAACUCCAUCGGAGUAAGAAGAUAAAAAAGAUUAGGGAGUGAUCAAAGCAAAGAAAGAGUAGAACUUUUGAAAAAAAUUUCUUCAUUUUCUCAGAAUCUUCUUACAAUUUGAAGAUUCUGCUUUUACUUUUACUGAUUGGCGAUCAGCUGAGCCCGGGAAAAAGCAUUGCGAAACAUCUUUGGAGGAAAAGGAUAGCUUAAAUCAUUAGAGAAAUGGAAACAAAAAUGUCGAGAAAACGGAAAUCAGAGGAAGAAGCAGAAGCAAGAGCACGUGGAAAAAAAAGAGAGCCUGAAGAAACUGAAAGAAAUCAUGAUGAAGAAUCGAAGAUGGAAGGAAUAGAGGAUGCCCAGCCAGGUCCAGGAGGGGAAAGAAAAAUGGAUUUAGAAUGUGCCGAUAAGUGCGGAGGGUGCCGUGAUGAGAAAAAUAAAAAUUGGAGCUACGGAGAGGAGAGGGAAGAGUACAGCAACAGUAGUGAUGACUUCAACUUAAGUGAAGAGAGCACCACCAGUGAAGAGAGCAGCAGCGACGAAGGAGGGUGCAUGUGCGGAAGUUGCAAAAAUGCAAAAUAAUUUUUCUUUGACACAAUAUGAUUGUAAUUAGAUCUAAACAUGAAAUUUUGUGACUUAUUUUAUAAAGUUAAAUAAUGUUUUGUGGUAAUCAGCAUAGUUUACAAAGGAUAUUUCAUUAAAGAAUUUCUUUUAAAGAAGGAAAUUACACUACAAUUUUCUUUAUUCUAUGAUGUUUUUAAUUCAGCAUUAUUAAAAGUACAAAAUAUUGCUUUCAAUUUAUUUUUAUUGAGGACACAGUUUAGAUUAAAGUCGGUUUAUAAUUAUUUACAAAAAGUCUACCGUUAAAUCUCAUUUUCAAAAUUUUGGCACCCCCUCCCUUUGACAAAUUUCUUGAAAAUCGCUCCUUGAAAGCAUUUCUACGAUGUUUACUUAUCCUAACCUUUGAUUUUUCAGAACUUUUUUUUUUUCGUGUACACUUGCUCUGUUGUAAUUUGAAUCUUUUUUUUUUCUUGAGGAUUUGAAGAGAACCACAGUCAAAAUGUAUAUAUAAAAUGGGAAAAGGAGAAAUUUGAAUGUUUUAAGAGCCCAAUUCAAGAAGUAGAAAUAAGAAAACUUCAAAUAUUACUAUAUUACUAGUGAAUUUAUUUAUUACAUAAAUGAAGACUUGGCAACCCUAAAAUUUCUUAUCUCCGAAAUAACUGGAACGUCAGAUAAUUUUUAUACUACACUAAAUUUUUAUAAUCAGAAAAUUUUUAUACUACUUCUCAUUUAAAAAAAGACAGCGGGCUUUUUACAGUAAAAGAUGCGAGCAAAUAUUACCCAGGAACUUUUAAUAAAAUUAAAAGAAAAUAAAAGUCGAAACGUUCAUCAUCAACAAAGCAACUCAGUAUUGAAUUAAACGCAGAAGAUUUAGCUUUAUCGCCAAAAUUGCACAUUUUCCUACACUAAUCAUAACCUGUUAUGAUAAUAAGUCACUUAAUUAAUGUGGGAAAGAUUUAAGCUUCAAUUUCAAGCGAAUUCCUACUUAGAAACUCAAUAGGCUCAAAAUCAAGGUCAUUGCUCGUAUGCCGUUGGGCAACAAAUUAGAGGUCUGUCUCCUUAUCUGUUGCCACAUCCCCUCUAAAAAAAUUGCUGAUCCCAAACACCACAAAAAUUAAUAAAAAUAUCAAAUCCUUCCGUAAUUAUAAAGAACCCUCCUCCUCUCCCCAAAAUAAUAAUAAUUAAAAUUUAUUGUUAAAUGUUUAUCCAGUGCAAUCUUUUCUUUCUGAGGUUUCUUCUUUUGAAAAUUAUAAUUCAUUAUACAAAUUAAAUUAUAGGAAAAGUGCUUGAAUUUUGUAUCUACCAAGAAUUCAAAACUUUUAGAUUUUCUGUAAAAUGCAUAUAUUAAAGAGAUAAUUGUAGAUGACAUUAAUUUUCAAAAUACUGUUUUAUUCUGUCACAAUUUCA